AUGUCUCAGCAGAAAUCUGUCUUCCAGCUACUCUGUGGAUUCAACAUCCUGUACGCAACUGACGGUCUGCAGGGUUCGAGUGUUUGCCCUGCAGAGACAAAGAACCUGGCGGAAUGCAAGGCCGCAGGCGCUGACACUACCGGCACACCAAAACCGGUGGAAAUUGAGGCGCUUCUCUCCGGAACCUCUCUCGAGAUUGUUUGGGAGAAACAAAAGGUAGAUGAAAACAUCAGCAGGACCUUAACGAUUCCCCAACAGUUUUUCCCGGAUGUUGACGAGGAAUUCGUGGUCGGCUGCCUGAACUCAGGUGCGAACACGGCUGCUUGCCAAGUCACACUCACACUUGCAGCAAAGGCAACCUUUGUCGAGGGGAAAAAAGUAUUCUGUGCCCACGGCGAAUCGAGCAACCCCACUGUCCAAUCCAUGACAGUCAGCGAGGUCGACAACAACUUCACCCUCGUGUGCGGAGACAAGGGACAAAUUGUGCAGACAGACUACGAGGAGUCCUACUGCUCCCCAAGUGAGGGAAAGGAGGCCGUCACAAAAUUUGGAGGCGACUAUAAAACAAUUCUGCCGUCAUACGAACAGGCGUGGUGGAGUGGUGACGACGGCAAGUCGUUCACACUGACGGUGCCGAAAGAGAAGGUCCCCAGGGGCGAGGCGACGUUCAUGAUUCAAUGCCAAAAGAAAUCCAAGAAAGCAGAGGCCAAGGAAAUCACAUCAGAAAACAGGAAGCUGAGUGCGUGCAGCGUGCAUGUCACGAUCCAGGGCACUGGACCGCCAAGCUCGUCGUUUGCUUCUCUCUCCGUAUACUCGGCUGGUCACCGGCUUGUGCUUUGGGUGAAUGGUCUACUGGCUACAGUACAGGAUCUUUCCAGUUUGGCAUAA
Molecule: messenger RNA, 888 nt
Organism: Besnoitia besnoiti
Lineage: Eukaryota; Apicomplexa; Conoidasida; Eucoccidiorida; Sarcocystidae
Product: SAG-related sequence
Exons: 1
Coding region: 1-888 (295 amino acids)
Cellular component (GO): membrane
Source: RefSeq, a predicted model, not a curated record